Molecule: messenger RNA, 1371 nt
Organism: Pyrus x bretschneideri (Chinese white pear)
Lineage: Eukaryota; Viridiplantae; Streptophyta; Magnoliopsida; Rosales; Rosaceae
Exons: 5
Coding region: 1-1371 (456 amino acids)
Molecular function (GO): nucleic acid binding
Source: RefSeq, a predicted model, not a curated record
AUGCCUAUUGUAACUUUUGUCGGCGAACAUAGUGGUCUGAAACACGGAGUUAUGUCUGCCAUGAGGGUGAAACGGAUGUUAAGGAAAGGUUGUCAAGGCUACUUAGCUCAUGUAAUAAUGACUGAAGAGACUUCUACUUAUGUGGAAGAUAUUCAGGUAGUCAGACAUUUUCCUGAUGUUUGUUCCGACGAUUUACUUGGCGUACCACCGGAUUAUGAAGUGGAGUUCACUAUGGACCUAAUUCUAGGUACCGACCCUAUUUCUCUAACUCCUUAUCGUAUAGCUCCUGUAGAGUUAAGGGAAUUGAAAAUCCAGUUGCAAGAACCUAUUGAUAAGGGCAAUUAUGACUGCACUAUUGAAUAUCACCUUGGUCGUGCAAAUACUGUAGUAGAUGCUAUCAGCAGGAAAUCUCACGUUUUGGGAGUGGAUCACCAGGGAGCUCUGCUUGCCAACUUUCAAGUCAGACCAAUUUUAUUGGAUCGUGUUCUUGAGGCUCAGACGAAUGACUUAGAAUCCCAGGAGUUAAAGCAAGCAAUGUUGAAUGGCAAUAAGGGAGAUCUUAGGAUUCGAAGACCUGAUGGUAUGAUCAUCCAAGGCAAUCGAACGUAUGUACUGAAGCUGGAAGAACUAAAGAAAGAAAUACUCGAUGAGGCGUAUAUCUCAGCUUAUGCGAUGCAUCAUGAGAGUACUAAGAUGUAUUAUACUAUCCGACUUUUCUACUUCUGGCCGGGAAUGAAAAGAGAAAUUGCGGAGUACACUGAUGGACAAUCAGAGAGAACUAUUCAGACGUUGGAAGACAUGCUGAGGUCUUCAGUCCUGCAGUUUGGAGACUCAUAUCACAAACGCUUACCUUUGAUAGAAUUCGUCUACAACAAUAGCUUUCACUCCAGCAUUGGUAUGUCAGCAUUUGAGGCACUUUAUGGGAAACCUUGUCGCACACCGUUGUGUUGGUCCGAGGUAGGCGAAAGAGUUUUGGUGGGCCCUGAAACUGUAGAUGAGACGACACAGAAUAUUCAAGCAAUAAAGGGCAAUCUGAAGGCGUUGUACGUUUCGGGGAAGAAAGGAAAGCUAAGUCCUCGUUAUAUCGGACCGUAUCAGUUCAUUGAGCGAGUUGGUGAAGUUGCCUAUCGACUUGAUCUACGUCUAGAAUUGUCAAGAGUGCAUAAUGUGUUAUAUGUAUCCAUGCUACGGAGAUACGUCUUUGAUCCGUCACAUGUGAUUCAUCCUCAGCUGUUAGAGAUUAACCCAGAUUUGACUUAUGAUGAGGUUCCAGUGACGAUUCUUGACUGGAAAAACAAAGUUUUUAGGAACAAAACCGUUCGUAUGGUGAAAAUCUUAUGGACAAACCACUAUGUUGAGGAAGCUACUUGA